Messenger RNA from Cladocopium goreaui, 1536 nucleotides. The record is from the annotation of a GenBank genome assembly. Lineage: Eukaryota; Dinophyceae; Suessiales; Symbiodiniaceae.
GGGUACGCAAGCGCACGCGCUUCCUGUUGUCCUUGCUGUACUUCAUGGUGAUGGUGGGGAUUGUGAUGUUGGCCGUGGCCAAUCAGCAUGGCUACCCCAAGCAGGCUAUGGACACCCGCUGCUACCCCUGUUUGUGCAGCAAUGGCCAGAUGCCUGGCACCCUGCGUCUGGAAAGUUGUUGGUUGGCCUCCACCCUGCGUUUCAAGUAUUUGAACCUGGCGAACCGGGGAAUCAGUGAGUUGGAGCCACGCGCCAUGCAUCCCCUGGGUGAAGAUUUGCUGAUUCUAUCCUUGGCUUCCAACAACCUGCAGAACUUGCCCCCGGGCUUCUUCGGAGGACUUCGGGAGGCGCGACUGCUUGAUUUGAGCCAUUGUAUGCUGCAAGACCUGAAUCGCGGCCACUUCGAAGGUCUAGUGCAAGUGGGCUCGCUGUCCUUGAGUGGCAACCACAUCCGCCAGCUGCCGCCGGAUGUCUUCGAACCCAUGCCCCAGCUGAAACAGAUACUGCUGGGUGGCGAGCGUCGGAAUGUGGGUGAUGAAGAGCUUUUGGUGCUGGGGAAUCUGCUUUCAGAGCUUCCCGCUGGCAUUUUUAAGGACCUCCAAUGGCUGGUGCGGGUGGACAUCAGCCAAAACCGCCUGUCAUCCGUGCCGCGGGGCGUUUUCGAGUCCUUGCCACGCCUGGCGCAAAUUGAGCUGCGCGACAACUUGCUGCAGGCAGCAGGGUGGGGCGUGAUUGGUGAUUUGGUGAUUGACGGCGGAGAGUGGUCAGAUGUUGUCGCCAAGAGGUCCCGCCUCUCCAAACUGGGUGUUGGGACUCUGAAAUGGGGACAGAAAUGUAGCUUUUCUCUGAAGCGCUUUGCUGGGGUGAAGUUGGUGGUCUUGGUGCCAUUGCGGAUUGGCACAGAUGACCUCGGAUCCCCAGCGGAAGUGGCCAGAAAUUGGCGCAUCGAGCCCGGCGCUUUCAGCAAGGUGCCAUCGCUGAGGCGCUUGGAUCUGGCGCGGAAUCAGUUGGAGGGGAUGCUGUCCGUGGCUGCGGCGACAGGCCUUGGCAACUUGGAACAGCUGAACCUGUCGCGGAACCACUUGCAGGGUAUCGAGUCAGGCGCCUUGGCCCUGCUAAGGCGCCUGCGAGUUCUGGAUUUGUCCAGCAACGAGCUCAGGAACUCCUCCUGGGCCGCCGUGGGGCUCCACUACUUGACCUCCUUGGAGGUGCUGUGCCUGGCGGAGGUGUACCUUCCCACGCUGCCGCCCUUGCCCAGCUCCCUCCGCCGCUUGGAGUUGCAAGGCAGCCGCUUGCGGAAUCUUAGUGGUUCAGCUUUCCACAACCUGAAGCAACUCGAGACACUGCAACUGCAGCAGAAUUUUCUAGGGCCCAGUUUGCCGCUGACGCUCUUCCGCGACCUCGAAGCGCUUCGCACUCUGAAGCUCGGUCGGAACCAACUGAAAGACCUGGAGCCUACCCAUUUCCAGGGCUGUGAGAACUUGGAGACCUUGGAUCUGUCGGAGAAUUUCCUGUCCAACUUGAGCGCUGGCACGU